UGAGAGGAGCGACUCGGAUCUUGGUUACUCAGAAUAGUUGCCGUAUUUGAUCCUGUUAGGAUUUCUGCAGACAUGGAGCUUCUAGCACUUCUGUUUCUGAGCUUCUGUUUCCUGACUUUGUCCGGACGAAUGUUUGCUGUUGAAUCCGGGACACCUGUGGCCAGAGUGACUGUGCGAGAAGAUGAUGAUGUUAUUUUACCCUGUUCCCUCGACACCAAUGAGAACAUUGAGUCAAUGCUGUUUGACUGGGUUAAGGAAGUCCCUCGAAAGGAGGUGUUCAUGUAUCGUAAUCGCAGUCAUUACAAUAAUGGUCUGCCAGGUCAAGAUGUGGAGUUCAAAGGUCGAGUCUCACAUUAUCCAGAAGAGCUGAAGUAUGGAAACGCCUCCAUAAGACUAAAACAAACUAGGCUGGAGGACAAUGGAACCUAUACCUGUAUAUUCCCAGACAUAAAGCCCAGUGAAAAAAUCUUCCGCAUUGAGCUUGUUGUUGAGCCAAUAUUAAAGAUCCGAAACUUUCCAGGUGCAGCUCCAAAACCGUAUGUCACAAUACUUAAAGAGAAGGGGCUGCUGCAGUGUGAAGUUCCAGGUGCUUCUCCUAAACCUACAGUUGAGUGGUGGGACAGUGAUAACAAAACACUUCCUACUAAGACGGUGCAGGAUGAAGAACAACAAGGUCGCUUCCACGUCACCGUCCAGACGACUGUGACUGAGCCUGGCUGUUAUCACUGUGUAGCCAAACAGUUGGAAAAGUGGCAUCGGAUUUCUUCAGAGAUCUGUGUGCAUCAUGGGCUUCCUGUAUGGGCUGGCAUACUCAUCGGUGUUAUUGUUUGUUUUAUUGUUGGUGGUGUUGUUGGUUUUGUGCUUAAGGUUAAAGGCUACAGUUUGAAGAAAGAUUCACAAGGAAUGGAAAAUGGCCCCUCCUCAGAGCUGCAGACAAAUCUCACCUCUGAACACCCUUAAAAAGUUUGAAGUAGUGGUCUUUUUAACCUGUUUUUUUUUUUUUUCUUUGAUUCAUCAGAGAUUUUAAUCAGGACAGGAAAUCAAGUUGGCUCUUUUUUUUUUUGUAUUUAUAAUCUUAAUAAGUUGUAUUUUGUGAGUGUUUGUACUGAAUUACUGAUUUAUCUCACAGGCCUCAAUAUCUGGUUAUAAUAUGGACAUUGCAUGUUUUAUGUUAUUUUCAGUCUUAAAAUCACUGUGGAGUGAUGAGGACAUUGUAACCGUCCAUCCAUCCAUCCGCUUAUCCUUUUUCAGGGUCACGGGGGAUGCUGGAGCCUAUCCCAGUUAUCAUAGGGUGAGAGGCAAGGAACACCGGACAGCUCGCCAGUCUGUCCCAGGGCUAACACACAGAGACAAACAACCAUUUACACUCACAUUCUCCACUAUCCCCACUAACUGCAUGUCUUUGGACUGUGGGUGGAAGCCGGAGUACCCGGAGAGAACAUGCAAACUCCACACAGAAAGACCCCGGCCUGAUGGCGGAAUUGAACUCAGAACCUUCUUGCUGUAAUCAUCCCCAUGUUAAUAUAUGCAGUGCACAUGUUUCCGUCAUUGAAACCUUAGUUUGAUCAUUUACUGAUCAUCUCAGUGUUUCACUUUGCUGCAGUUUCAUGGCUCCUCCUCCUGACUCCUUUCUCAUUUUCAGUACAAAUCUGCAUUUGAAAGAUUUGCUAAUGACAUGAAGAUGUUUCAAGAAAUCCUCUUUUAAAUGCACCCAAGACAGUACCCAAGAUAAAAAGGACCCUUAAUGUUAAGACUGGAGAGAACUUAAAAUAUCAGGUUUGUCAGUCAAAAGCUGUCAUACAGAUGGUGAAAAAUCUAAACUUCUCGACUCAUAUUUAACUCAGGUUAGUUAAACAUGUACUCAUGGAAUACUUGAUUAAACUGAACCCUCAGCGCUUCUCAUGUAAAUCAAUGGGAAUAUUUUGCAGAUAUAAAAAUAUUUUUGUUUGCCAAGCAGGUCUGUCAGGUACACUUGUGCUCUAGUAUGUAGUUGUUGGCUCAUUUGAUAUUUUUGUAUUCUUUUACAAGUUAUAUUUAUGCUGUUAAUUGUUGGUGUAUUUUUUUUAUAUUCAUGCCAUUUCAGAGAGCGCUUAAGGGUCCACAAGUCUGAAAAAGAGAUGAAACAACAAACUAUUGUUUACUAUUGUGUUUUUGGUGUAUAUGUUUCUUUAAAUAUUCAUAAAGAGAGGAAAUAUAUUAAUGUCUCAGUCAAAUUCGAAAAUUAUUCUUAUUUUGAAGCAGCUGUGCUUUGAUAUAAGACAUUCUGAGGCCAGGAAACCUUUUUUUUUUAUAAAACAUAUAA
Messenger RNA from Oreochromis aureus, 2302 nucleotides. RefSeq names its product butyrophilin-like protein 10. The transcript is spliced from 7 exons. NCBI's taxonomy places the organism in Eukaryota, Metazoa, Chordata, Actinopteri, Cichliformes, Cichlidae. The record is from RefSeq and is a predicted model, not a curated record. The coding region runs from base 73 to 960 and encodes 295 amino acids.